Messenger RNA from Cygnus olor (mute swan), 2523 nucleotides. It is a transcript of the gene TRIP13, whose product is annotated as thyroid hormone receptor interactor 13. The coding region runs from base 1169 to 2350 and encodes 393 amino acids. Gene Ontology annotation, biological process: reciprocal meiotic recombination; meiotic recombination checkpoint signaling. Lineage: Eukaryota; Metazoa; Chordata; Aves; Anseriformes; Anatidae. Gene Ontology annotation, molecular function: ATP binding; ATP hydrolysis activity. The transcript has 13 exons. Gene Ontology annotation, cellular component: nucleus; chromosome. The record is from RefSeq and is a predicted model, not a curated record.
UGCCCUUUAGUCUCUCGCAACCUAUAGUGAAUUUUAAGUUUGAAUCAUAGUAGUGGAAAAAGCAUGUGCACAUAAAAACAGUAAAGGAAACACUGAAAUGGAAUGAACUAUGUUGGAAAGGAUCUCUGGAAAUUGUCUCUUUCCAGCUUACUGCUGAAGGCACGGCCAAUUAGAUCAGAUUAUACAGGGACUUGGUUAAUUAUGUUUUGAGAUUACACAGUCUCUCUUGACAUCUGAUCCAGUGUUUGACCCACCGCCCUCAUGUUGGGAAGAACAUUUUCUUGUCUGAUUAGAACUUUGCUUGCCACAGGUUGUGUCUGUUACCUUUUGUCAUUGUGCUGUGCACCUGCAAGAGUCUUGCUUUGUGUUCUCUUUACACAACCAGGAGUUUCCCCACAGCUGAGAGAGCUGGAGGUUGAACAAACCCAUUUCUCCCAGCUUUUCUCUGUGUAUCGUGUGAUCAAGUCUUACAGUUGUGUUGGUGGCCAUCAUUUGGACUUGCUCCAGUAUAUAUAUCUCUUUUACAAGUAGAGCCCAAAACUAGACACUGUAUCUAGAUGCGGUCUCACAGACAGCCAAUGAGAAGGAAGGGAUCUCUUCCCUUAAUAUUUAGUCUGUACUCUUGGUAGCACAACCUUUUAAAAUAAGGUUGGCCUUCUUUGUGGCAGGUAUAUACCACUGGCUCACUACCAACUUGUUGCCCCCAAGUGCCUACACGUCUUUUUGCGCAAAGCUGCUUUUCAUCUACUUGGCCUCUGUUCUGUACUGCUGUCUGGGUGAUAGGUACGGAGGCAGAAUUUCACAUUUACUUUUGUUGAACUUCAAGAGGUUCGUGCCAAACCAUUACAUCAGCCUGCAGAAGUCUCUAUCUGAAUGGCAGCCUUGAUUUCUUGCAUAUUGAUAGUCCUUCCUGCUCUGGUGUCACCCAUAAAGUUGUUUCAGCUGCACUCUAUCCUGUUGUCCAGGGUGUUAUCGAAGAUGUGAAAACAGUGUUGGUCCUAAUUCCCUCACCCCCUUCCUGCCUCACAUACUUACUUGCAGCUUCACUUGGACUACUAAUUGUUCCGAGCAGGACAGUCCAACCACCUUGUUAUCCAUUCAUCCACUCCUUAUCUUACUAAUUUGGCUAUCAAGAUACUAUGGCACGGCAAAGAAAGAAGAUAUCAGGAUGAGUGUCCUAAAACUGUUGAACAGACAUAACAUCGUGUUCGGUGAUUACAAGUGGACAGAGUUUGAUGAUGGUUUCCUUAACAGCAAUGUGCAGUCUGUGUCAAUUGUGGAUACAGAGCUGCAACUAAAAGAAAGACAGCCUAUUGACUUGAGCAAAAGCAGUCUUUCCAUUCACAUUUUUCAUCUCAAUGAAGAAGGGCCAAGCUCUGAAAACCUGGAAGAAGAUAAUGAGGAUAUCGUUGCAGCUAACCACUGGGUGCUACCUGCAGCUGAAUUCCAUGGCCUUUGGGAAAGUCUUAUAUAUGACACUGAAGUAAAAUCACACUUACUUGAUUAUGUGACAACAACAUUACUGUUUUCUGACAGAAAUGUUGACAGCAACCUGAUAUCAUGGAACAGAGUUGUUCUGCUGCAUGGCCCUCCUGGAACUGGUAAAACCUCUCUCUGUAAAGCAUUGGCUCAGAAGCUGACAAUACGAUUGUCGUACAGGUAUAAGUAUGGACAGUUAAUUGAGAUAAACAGCCAUAGCCUUUUCUCUAAAUGGUUUUCUGAGAGCGGCAAGCUCGUAACCAAGAUGUUCCAGAAGAUUCAAGAGUUAAUUGAUGAUAAAGAUGCUCUUGUAUUUGUACUGAUCGAUGAGGUGGAAAGCCUCACAGCAGCUCGCAGUGCCUUCAAGGCAGGCACAGAGCCUUCAGAUGCUAUUCGUGUGGUGAAUGCUGUACUGACACAAAUAGAUCAGAUUAAAAGGUAUCCCAAUGUAGUUAUCCUGACUACUUCAAAUAUUACGGAGAAAAUUGACAUGGCCUUUGUAGACAGGGCUGACAUAAAGCAAUAUAUUGGCCCUCCAUCCACUGCAGCAAUAUUCAGAAUAUAUCUUUCUUGCUUGGAAGAGCUGAUGAAGUGUCAAAUAAUAUACCCUAGACAGCAGCUCUUGACGCUCAGAGAGUUAGAGAUGAUUGGCUUCGUAGAAAAUAAUGUGUCGAGGUUAAGCCUUGUACUAAAAGAAAUCUCAAGAAGAAGUGAAGGUCUUAGUGGCCGGGUCCUGAGAAAGCUUCCUUUCCUAGCACAUGCACUUUAUAUUCAAUCUCCCAGUGUUACAAUGAAAACAUUUCUUCAGGCUCUUUCACUUGUAGUAGACAAGCAAUUCGAAGAAAGAAGGAAACUUGCAGACUCUGUGUGAUAGUUUAGUGUUUUAUACUUUUCUGCAUUAUUACCUAUGAAAAGUAUAUACUUCUUGCAAAGAAACUGUGCAGUUGUUACGCAUAUGUAAAACAGAUUGUCAACACCUUAAAAAACCUGGAAUGCCUAAUCUAGUUUUUUCAAAACAUUCAUUAAUAAACAAUUUUUACAGCA